This is a messenger RNA of Panonychus citri (citrus red mite), 1284 nucleotides long. RefSeq lists its product as uncharacterized. NCBI's taxonomy places the organism in Eukaryota, Metazoa, Arthropoda, Arachnida, Trombidiformes, Tetranychidae. The transcript is spliced from 2 exons. The record is from RefSeq and is a predicted model, not a curated record. The coding region runs from base 124 to 1209 and encodes 361 amino acids. Gene Ontology annotation, molecular function: nucleic acid binding.
ACAUACCGCUCAAAUUCGCGAAGACGCUUAGGCUAACUUUUUUUGCUGGUCAUUUUGACAGUAUUUAGUUGAAGUUUUGUUGACACUGAAAAUUUUUGAAAUUUGACCAUUUUUAAGAAAAUUAUGGCAGAUAUUACGAUAGAACAAAAAGUCAAAUUAAUCGAGUGUUAUUACACAAAUGGAAAAUCUAAAGCUGCUGCUGUACGAGCAAUGGAAAGUCAUUACGGGAAUGAUCUCAAUUGUCAUCCUAAUACAUUAAAGAAUCUUAUUAAGAAGUUUCUACUAACUGCGUCCAUGGAUGAUCGACGUAGUGAAAAUCCAGGAAGACCAUACGAAGUUACAACCCCUGAAGUGGUAGACAAGGUUGAAGCUCACUUUGAAGAAAAUCCAAAGGACUCAAUACGUCGAGCAGCUCAGGUUCUUGGAUUAAAACGUGAAUCUUUACGAGUUAUGUUGAAAAAAUUUCUUAAUUUCCACCCAUACAAAAUAUCGGUGCAUCAAAAGUUAACGGAAGCUCAUAAGGCAAAACGAGUUGACUUUUCGAAAAAAGUUUAUGAUGCUAUUGAAAAUGGGUCACUAGGUGUUAAAAAAAUAAUUUUCAGUGAUGAAGCUCACUUUGAUUUGACGGGAUAUGUCAAUAAACAAAAUAUGCGAUUUUGGGCUAUAGAGAACCCAUACUACACAACUAACACAACAGCUCAUCCAAUAAGGCUAACAGCAUGGGCUGCCAUCUCCCGGAAAGCUAUUUACCUCACAACUUUCACAGAGACUGUCACAGGAGAAUUUUAUAAGCAGAUAUUGAUAAGACGGUUUUACCCAUGGUUGACUCGAGCCGCAAUUCCAACUGAUUCCUGGUUCAUGCAGGAUGGUGCUACUCCACAUCGAACACACGAUGUGUUUGAAAGCCUUGCCACCAAGUUUGAAGGCCGUGUUAUUGGUCUUGGAUACCCAGCGUUUCAAGGGGGCGGAAUAGAGUGGCCACCUUAUAGCCCAGACUUAAACCCAUGUGACUUUUUUUUAUGGGGGUAUUUAAAAGAUAGAGUAUAUCAGAGAAACCCAAAAGACCUAAAUCAACUCGAAUCAGCCAUUAAAAAUGAAGUUGCAAACAUCGACGAUGAGAUGCUAAAUCGUGUUUACAUAGGCUUCCUUCGUCGCCUGGAGGCGUGUCACCUAUCAGGUGGAGGGCACUUUGAAAAUAUUUAUGUAUAAUUUUGAAGUGUCUUCUUUAAUUUAAGACAUAAAAAACAAAUUUCUGUCAAGUAAUUACGAAAAUAUAACGAUUUA